Brassica oleracea var. oleracea is the source of this 1762-nucleotide messenger RNA. Its product is annotated as nitrile-specifier protein 1-like. The transcript is spliced from 4 exons. Gene Ontology annotation, molecular function: protein binding; carbohydrate binding; enzyme regulator activity. The record is from RefSeq and is a predicted model, not a curated record. Lineage: Eukaryota; Viridiplantae; Streptophyta; Magnoliopsida; Brassicales; Brassicaceae. Bases 69 to 1556 code for a protein of 495 amino acids. Gene Ontology annotation, cellular component: cytosol; nucleus. Gene Ontology annotation, biological process: nitrile biosynthetic process.
CACCACCAAUCAUUACAUUAUUCCCAGGUUGUAAUAUUCGUAAGAUUGAUCAAGCGCAAGCAAAAGCGAUGGCCCAAAAGUUGGACGCAAAGGGUGGUGAGAAGGGAGAUGUAUGGGAUGAUGGCGUUCACGAAAAUAUUAGAAAAGUAUAUGUUGGGAAAGGCCAGGACUGUAUAGCUUUCGUCAAAUUUGAGUAUGUUGAUGAUUCUGAAGUGGUUGUUGGAGAUGAACAUGGAGAACAAACACAAGAAGUUGAAGAGUUUGAGAUUGAUGAAGAUGACUACAUCGUUUACGUAGAAGCUUUCCGUGAGAAAGUAACUCAAGAAACCAUCGUGGCUCUUAAGUUCGAGACUUACAAAGGCAAAACCAAUAUGCACAUCGAGACGAGUCCGGGGGUAAAGUUUGUUCUCCAAGGUGGAAAAAUCGUUGGGUUUCACGGGCGUUCGACGGAUGUUCUACACUCCCUUGGAGCCUAUGUUUCUUUCUCAUCCACUAUUGAUUCGCUUGGAAACUGGAUAAAGGUGGAGCAAAAUGGAGAGGGUCCAGGGCUAAGAUGCUCACAUGCCAUAGCACAGGUAGGAAACAAGAUUUACUCCUUUGGUGGUGAGUUUACACCAAAUGUGCCAAUUGAUAAAGACCUUUAUGUCUUUGACCUCGAGACCAAGAGUUGGUCCAUUGCUCCAGUCACGGGAGACAUUCCACACCUCUCUUGCUUAGGCGUCCGAAUGGUGUCAGUUGGAUCAACCCUCUAUGUCUUUGGAGGCCGAGACGCUUCCCGUAACUACAACGGUUUCUACUCUUUUGACACGAACACGAAUGAGUGGAAACUGCUAACUCCCGUGGAAGAAGGACCCGCUCCUCGUAGCUUCCACUCUAUGGCAGCCGAUGAGACCAAUGUUUAUGUUUUCGGUGGAGUGGGUGCUGCGGAGAGGCUCAAGACCCUGGACGCUUACAACAUCGCUGAUCAGAAGUGGGUACAGUGUGCGACUCCAGGAGAAUCGGUUAGCAUAAGAGGAGGAGCCGGGCUCCAAGUAGUGCAAGGGAAGGUUUGGGUGGUCUAUGGAUUCAAUGGAUGUGAAAUAGAUAAUGUUCAUUACUACGAUCCAGUUGAAGACAAGUGGACACAAGUGGAGACAUUCGGUGAGAAGCCUUCAGCGAGGAGUGUUUUCGCUAGUGCGGUUGUUGGGAAACACAUUGUGUUGUUCGGAGGUGAGAUAGCGAUGGAUCCACAAGCUCACGUGGGUCCGGGACAAUUGAUCGAUGGGACUUUUGCGUUGGAUACAGAGACGCAGAAAUGGGAGAGGUUGGAUAAGUUUGGUGGAGAGGAGGAGACAGGACUAUCAAUACAUGUUGGGAUCCCGAUCCUAGGAAAUGUAGAUGUUUCGCUCGGAAACGUUCUAAAUGAAGAAGAGAAGGAGACUCCGGAUGUUAGAGGAUGGUCAGCUUCCACGAGUGGAACAAUUGAUGGUAAGAAAGGGCUGCUGAUGCAUGGUGGUAAAGCUGUCACCAAUGACCGUUUUGAUGAUCUCUUCUUUUACGAGUUUGACUCUGCUUAAACGUUUUGGUUUGAUCAUUACCGUUUGUGGUUGUUUGUGUUGUGUGUGUGAUUCAAUAAGGGAGGGUCGUGAUACUAUAUGAUCCUUCAUCAUCUUUCUUUUUUUUUCUAUAUGUUUGCGUUGUGUGUGAUUCAGUAAGGAAGGGUCGUGUAAGAUCCUUCAUUAUCUUUCUGUUUUGUUUAUGUAUGUUUCCUUUUUAAUGAAUA